Triticum aestivum (bread wheat) is the source of this 2426-nucleotide messenger RNA. RefSeq names its product putative ATP synthase protein YMF19. Gene Ontology annotation, cellular component: mitochondrion; membrane. The transcript has a single exon. The record is from RefSeq and is a predicted model, not a curated record. Lineage: Eukaryota; Viridiplantae; Streptophyta; Magnoliopsida; Poales; Poaceae. The coding region runs from base 1770 to 2408 and encodes 212 amino acids.
AGCGGGUCUUGGUUGAAUAGUGGAUCUUGGUUGAGAAACUCAUAGAUAGAGAUUGAUCUGUUUGCUCUCCGCUUAGUGGUUUCUUACUCGGUCUCCUCAUCUGAAUAGAUGGUCGCACGCUUCAACUAGAAUCCAAACCAUAGUAGAACGGGGGCUCAAAAGGAAACUUCAGAGCUGGAAUAUAUAAUCUCCAGUAGUACACUUAGCCCUUCGGCCUUAUUUCAACUUGAACAUGAAUUUGCAGCACAUUUUGGCGUUAUUAUAUUAACAUAAGCAUUGAACACUGACGGCUAGCCCAUACAUGCAAACACAAGAAAUCAAACCAAACAAAGACACUUAGCAUAGGAGUAGAUCGGAAUCAAACUAAGACAAAGAACACCUGACAUGAAAACAAAUGUCUCCAGACACUUAUUGAAUUUAAACCAACCUUAGAAAACUAAAAAGAGUCUACGGACUCUUCUAUUCUAGCGAGAUGCUAGACGAAUAAAGAGCACUUGCUGCUCCACCCGCAGCGCUUCCUGCCUCUCCUCCAAACCCUCUAUGCGCUCUCUGGUAGCGCGAAUGCGCGCUUCUUUCUUUGCAGGAUCCAUUGUUCUAACACUUCUCAACUGGUUGUUUAGCACUCUACGGUGCCCUUCAAUCUCAUUUUGCAGUUGCUCCGUUUCGGUAGCAAUUGCAGAAAGCCUGUUUGCGGUUGCAGCAUCCAUAGCAAUGCGUGCUAGUACUCAAUUUCUUUGUGAUGAAGUGAAGAUAUCUAUAUACCAUUUAUAGAGUGGUAGAGUAAUAUCGCCAUGCAGUACGAAUUGCAUGGCUGCAUGCAGCCUUUAUGAACAAACAAACUUUGCAGAGCCGUUUCACCUAAUCGAUUCCGUCGGCGGAUCAUCCACGUCACGAAUUGAAUGGCAGGCACAAUUCUUACUAGUUCUCCGCCCUACUUUUUUCAGUUGAAGACUAUCAGGCCUGGAAAUGGAAACUUUGGACCCGGGAGACGGUUUGAUGUCUCGUACAUAGCCAGCCCAGGGCGCUGCCCAUAAGGGUCACUGUAUGUAGGUUUUCAGCUCUAAGGUCCCCACUCAUCACAAUCGUUGGCCCUCAUCCCGCAUUGGAGCAUAGCGUUAGUAUCUUUCGGUGUAUCAACAACAUAGGCACCUGAUCUAUUUGAACUUUAAACCACAAGGGAAGUUUUCACAUAAGCAGCCUUUCUCCCGUUAAAAGGUGGGUACCUUUCCCUAAAUCCUUCUCCCGUGCAUGCUAUUCUCCUGUUCCCCCGAAGGGCGGUAUCAAUACGGCAACCCGAAAGCUCGUUAUCAAAGUGGUCUCUUCUCAAAAGCUUAUCUGCCAGAUGAAAACAAGUUCGUAGUAACAGGUGGCCGUUGAGCUCCUAGUUUGACUGUUGGUGCCAGACUAGAAUGGAAGAAUGCCCAUAAUACUGAAAUGCAGAAGAAUACCUCACUAAUAAGAAAUAGAGCAACACCCAUUGUGCUUCCUUUCUUUUACUAGAGAGAGUAGUCCAAGCCUCUAAAUAUCUUGAGGGCUUUGUGUUGGAUCUGAUGGUUGAGCCUUUGUUCUUUGCGAGCCUUGCCUUUCUCUUUUUUGCUCUGCUGUGGAGUUCUUUGAUGGUCUAUCUUCGCACCUGGCGCUUCUGGCGCUUUCUUCCUUCCACCUUCCUCUUGUACUCGACUCUUCCCCGAUCACUCCCCAACAAAGGCUUGCUCGUCUUCGUCAUAGUCCAAACUCUUUCUCGUGUGACUGUGGUGCUUUCUUGAGCGAUGACUUGGGAGGGUUCCGGUCACCCCUACCCGGGCAGACAACCUCCCUCAUUCACAUCAGAAAUGGCAAAGAUUCCAUUUUGGAAAGUCAAUCUCUUUUUGUAUAGAUAUAAAAUAGCAAAAGUACGGUUCGGAGUCUUUUCUUUCUUAUUUGAAAUCCAAAUCGAAAUGCCUCAACUUGAUAAAUUAACUUAUUUCUCACAAUUUUUCUGGUUAUGUCUUCUCCUCUUUACUUUUUAUAUUCUCUUAUUUAAUAAUAAUAAUGGAAUACUUGGAAUUAGUAGAAUUCUCAAACUACGGAACCAACUGCUUUCGCGCCGGGGGGGCGAGAUCCAGAGCAAGGACCCUAAGAAUCUGGAAGAUAUCUCGAGAAAAGGUUUUAGCACCGGUCUCUCAUAUAUGUACUCCAGUUUAUCCGAAGUAUCCCAAUGGUGUAAGACCGUCGACUAUUUGGGGAAAAGGAGGAAAAUCACUCUGAUCUCAGAUUUCGGAGAAAUAAGUGGCUCACGAGGAAUGGAGAGACAGAUUCUCUAUUUGAUCUCGAAGUCCUCAUAUAACACUUCUUCCAGUCGGAUCACUUGUUGGAAAAACAUAAUGCUCACACAUGUUCCACACGGGCAAGGAAGCAUAGUAUUAUGAUGAAAAUGAAUGGAAUAC